UAUGGAGCACUAGAUCAUGGGAAUAAUGCCAAAGUGAACCGGUUCGUGGCGCGAGUGUCUUUUGUUUUUAUCGUCGUGACAAUUAUUAAAUGCAUGUUUAGCUAACGACUUUAUAUUAAAUUGGUUUUCAAUAAUGAGCGACGCAUCUGCAAAUAAGGAAGUUUCCGAAGCAGGGAAUUCGAAGCGGCAGGACUACCUGCAUUGGGAUGAUUACUUCAUGGCCACGUCCCUGCUCUCAGCCCAGCGCAGCAAAGACCCUGUCACCCAGGUGGGCGCCUGCAUCGUGGACCAGCAGAAGCGCAUUGUUGCCAUCGGUUACAAUGGAUUACCGCGCAACUGCAGCGAUGACGAGUUCCCCUGGUCGAAGUUAAGCAAGAACAGUUCUCCCGAUUCCCUGGAGGAAAAGAAGUUGUAUGUGGUCCACGCCGAGGCCAACGCCAUACUCAACUCCAAUGGCGGCAGUUUGGUUGGUACAUGCCUGUACACCACGCUCUUCCCGUGCAACGAGUGCGCCAAGCUCAUUAUACAGUCUGGCAUCCAGAAAGUUUUCUACAUGUCGGACAAGUAUGCCCAUAAGAAAAUAUACCGCGCAUCCAGGCGCAUGCUCGACUCCGUUGGCGUGGUCUGUACCCGGCACGUGCCCGCCCAGAAGCAGAUACUCAUUGACUUUGACGCCUUCCUCCAGGACGAUAGAUGAAGCACUCAUUCAACAGACGAAACUAAAUCUAAAUUGAUGUGAAUUUUAUGUACAUUUUUGAUUCAUAAUUUAUUAUAAGUAAUUGUGAUUCUUUUAAUUAACUGUAGUAAAAUGUGUCAUUGUUUUGAAAAA
Molecule: messenger RNA, 829 nt
Organism: Drosophila pseudoobscura
Lineage: Eukaryota; Metazoa; Arthropoda; Insecta; Diptera; Drosophilidae
Product: probable deoxycytidylate deaminase
Exons: 3
Coding region: 134-697 (187 amino acids)
Biological process (GO): pyrimidine nucleotide metabolic process
Cellular component (GO): cytoplasm
Molecular function (GO): dCMP deaminase activity; zinc ion binding
Source: RefSeq, a predicted model, not a curated record